AUGGAGAAGAACGUUGCCUCACAGUAUGAUUCCUGUGGUCUCGCAAUCGACGGUGAUGAUGAUGAAUCCACUCUUGUAUACAAACAAGUCGGACCAGUCUCUACCAAGGAACUCAAACAGCGAAUCAUGAACUUGAAAGAAUUGGAUUUGACUGUUCCGUUUAUCUCGCAUGUGGCUAUAUCGCAUAAGCGGUGGGCUACACAUGGAAAGCCGGGAAUUGUCAACACUCACCCUUUGCGAAGUGAUGCGAGGAGUGAGUUUGUUAUUGCCCAUAAUGGUAUCAUAACAAACCACCGAGAACUCAAAGAGUCACUUUCUCGUCGCGGUAUAUCAUUCGACGGAGACACAGACUCGGAAGUCAUUGCCAAACUAUGUAAAUACGUAUACGAUGCUCACACCCGUACCUCCCAACAAAACCAACUUCAACAAGCCCCAACAUUGCCUGAUAUCAUGAAGGCAGUACUACGACAAAUUGAAGGAUCGUUUGCUUUGGUCGUGAAAUCUAAGAAGUUUCCACAUGAAAUGAUUGCUGCGAGACGAGGUUCUCCGCUGAUGAUUGGCGUAAAAUCGUCCAAAUCAAUGAGGGUUGAUUUUGUGGAGAGUAGUGAGUUGGGUGAUGUUGCUGAUGAUGAAGAAGGUGAAGGAUCAGACGAUGAUGGAUUCCUACCACCUGAAACACCACCUAGAUUACGUCGAACAGUAUCACGAUCGUUCCUUUCACAAGAUGAUUUACCACAAGCUGCUGAAUAUUUUAUCAGUUCUGACGGAUCUGCUAUUGUGGAACAUACGAGACAAGUGUUGACGCUUGAAGAUGAUGAUAUUGCGCAUUUCACUGAAGGAGAACUACACAUCCACAGACUCAGACGAGACCAAGAAGAUGCACCUAUAAUCCGCCAAAUCCAAACUCUAGAACUCGAACUUGCCCAAAUCCAAAAGGGAUCCUUUGAACACUACUUUCAGAAAGAAAUCCAUGAACAGGUUGAAGCCGUUACGAAUGUUAUGAGAGGACGUGUUGAUACACGAUCUGGACGACUUGUACUUGGAGGAUUGAUCAAACAUAUGGCGAAUAUUACGAGGAGUAGGAGGAUUGUGAUGUGUGGGAGUGGGAGUAGUUAUCAUGCUUGUCUUGCGACGAAAUCACUCUUUUCGGAACUACUCGAUAUUCCAUGCAGUGUUGAUCUACCAUCCACACUCAUUGACGAAAACUUGCCUAUAUUUCGAGACGAUGUAGUGAUUCUUGUUUCGCACAGUGGUGAAACUAGAACCACUAUUGAUGCACUCGCAUAUUGCAAAGAACGUGGAGCGCUUUGUCUUGGUGUUACGAAUACUGUCGGAUCUACUAUAUCUCGAGAUACACAUUGUGGUCUUCAUGUUCAUUCUGGGCCAGAUGUAUCAGUAGCAUCAAACAAGGCCUUCACAUCUGAAAUAGUCGGACUCAUUCUUAUUGCAGUCUUCCUCUCUGAAGACCGUGGACAAUUCCGGGCACGACGUACUGAAAUCAUUCAAGCAUUGGACACAUUGCCUAGUAAGAUGCAACAGGUGCUAGCAUUGGAGGGGCAAAUCAAGAGUAUCGCGCAGAGGUUGGUGGGUGAUGGGAUUGAGCAUUUGUUGAUGGUUGGACGAGGACAGAUAGCUACUUGUAUGGAAGGAGCUUGGACGGCUAAGAGAGCUGCACGAGUUCAUGCUGAAGCUAUCCCGGCAGCAGAGCUACGUUAUGGACCAAUUGCACUUUUGGGAGCUGGUUCCGAUAAGAGUGCAGUGAUUGUCGUGAUGACGCGUGAUCGGGUUUACAGUUCACUAGAAACAGUAUACCGCCACAUAACAUCCCGCCUCAAACAAGCAGCAGCCUCAUCCUCCCACAUCCCAACUUCACCACACUCGGUAACAUCCAUCGAAUCAGACAGUCUCCCACCAUCAUCAUCACACCGCCCUAUCGUCCUAGUCAACGAAGACGACGACAACACCCUCCUUAACGACUCUCUCCAAAUCCGAAUCCCAUCUACAUGUGACGCCCUACAAUCCAUACUUGAUGUUAUACCAUUACAACUACUUUCAUACCAUAUGUGUGUUGCCAAGGGCUUGAAUCCUGACCCACCGGAAUUGGGUGUUGUUAGUGUGGGGCAGAGUCCGAAUAUGAGUAGUGUUGUUGGUGGAAUGGUUGGUGGUGAACAGGCAGAAGGGAAGGUUGUGCCGAGAGGGGGUAUUGCGGUUGGGAAACCACCGCUGGGGCCUGGGAGGAAUAGAGCGAGUGUACAUUUUCAAGACGAUGAUGAUGGGAAUUGA
Molecule: messenger RNA, 2283 nt
Organism: Synchytrium microbalum
Lineage: Eukaryota; Fungi; Chytridiomycota; Chytridiomycetes; Synchytriales; Synchytriaceae
Gene: GFA1
Product: glutamine---fructose-6-phosphate transaminase (isomerizing)
Exons: 10
Coding region: 1-2283 (760 amino acids)
Biological process (GO): protein N-linked glycosylation; UDP-N-acetylglucosamine metabolic process; fructose 6-phosphate metabolic process
Molecular function (GO): carbohydrate derivative binding; L-glutamine:D-fructose-6-phosphate transaminase (isomerizing) activity
Source: RefSeq, a predicted model, not a curated record